CUCGCCUUCGUUCUGGUCUCUGGGUCGCUCUGGAUUAUAUUAGAGCUGAGUUCCACCUUGAUGGAGAAGAUGCAAGCCCAGGAGCUGUUGAGUGGCCUGAGGAUACCGGAAAUGGAGGAACUCAGCCAAUUCUUCCGUUCCCUGCCCACCUCCACACUGAUGGGUAUCGGUGCUCUGACCACCGUGCUGGCCUACUGGCUGGCCACCCGGCCCAGGCCCAUCAAACCACCCUGUGACCUGCUCCACCAGUCUCAGGAGGUGCCGCAUGAGGAUGGGGGCCGUAGGUCCAUGAUCAGUGACAGCUCCAAGCUGCUGACCCAUUACCACGACGAUGCCAGGACCAUGUAUGAAGUUUUCCAGAGAGGUCUUCACAUAUCCGGUGAUGGUCCUUGCCUAGGCUCUCGUCUCCCCAACCAGCCUUACAAAUGGAUGUCCUACAAAGAGGUCACUGCUCGGGCAGAGCAUCUCGGUUCAGGCCUGCUGCGCCAAGGCUGUCAGCCAAACCCAGACCAGUUCAUAGGGGUGUUUGCACAAAACAGGCCGGAGUGGAUCAUCUCCGAGCUGGCCUGCUACACUUACUCUAUGGUGGUGGUCCCUCUCUAUGACACGCUGGGCCCUGACGCCAUACGGUACAUCAUCAAUACUGCCGACAUCUCCACCGUGAUCUGUGACAAGGCCGAUAAGGCCCAGGUGCUUCUGGGUAACGUGGAGAGACAGGAGACUCCUGGCUUGCGGCGAAUCAUCCUCAUGGAUGCAUUUGACUCCGCCCUCUUGGAGCAUGCCGAGGGUUGUGGCAUCCAUGUCCAGGCCAUGAAGGAGGUGGAGGCCCUGGGCAGAGAGCACCACAGAAUGCCUAUACCACCAGCACCAGAAGAUCUGUCCAUUGUGUGCUUCACCAGCGGGACCACAGGAAACCCAAAAGGAGUUAUGCUGACUCAUGGGAAUGUUGUGGCAGAUUUCUCAGGCUUCCUCAAAGUAACAGAUAAAGUCAUAUUCCCCAACCAAGACGACUGCCUCAUCUCCUUCCUACCACUGGCUCACAUGUUUGAGAGACUAAUAGAGUCGGUGGUCUACUGUCAUGGAGGACGGAUCGGUUUUUACCAGGGAGAUAUCCGUCUCCUCUCGGACGACAUGAAAGCCCUGCGACCCACCAUCUUCCCUGUGGUGCCUCGGCUGCUCAACCGCAUGUAUGACAAGAUUUUCAGCCAGGCGAACAGCCCCUUGAAGCGGUGGCUGCUCAACUUUGCCGCGAAGAGAAAAGGUGCUGAGGUCAGCAGCGGAGUCAUUCGCAGUGACAGCAUCUGGGAUAAAAUUUUCUUCAGUAAGAUACAGGCCAGUCUGGGAGGAAGACUGAGGAUGAUCAUAACAGGAGCGGCUCCAGCCUCCCCAACGGUCCUGGGUUUCCUUAGAGCAGCUCUGGGAUGCCAGGUGUAUGAGGCCUAUGGCCAGACAGAAUGUACAGCUGGCUGCACAUUUACCACUCCUGGAGAUUGGACCUCUGGUCAUGUUGGGGCCCCGCUGCCGUGUAACCUGAUCAAACUGGUGGACGUGGCAGAAAAAAACUACUUUGCCUCAAAAGGGGAGGGAGAGGUGUGUGUGAAAGGACCUAACGUGUUCAAAGGCUACCUCAAAGACCCAGAGCGGACCACAGAGACACUGGAUGCUGCUGGUUGGCUCCACACCGGAGACAUUGGAAAAUGGUUACCUAACGGCACACUGAAAAUCAUUGACAGGAAGAAACACAUCUUCAAGCUGGCACAGGGCGAGUACAUCUCCCCAGAGAAGAUCGAGAACAUCUACAUCAGGAGCGAACCUUUAUCUCAACUUUAUGUUCAUGGAGACAGCUUGCAGUCGUGUUUGGUGGGUAUUGUGGUUCCAGACCCAGAAGUCAUGCCAGCCUGGGCCAAGAACAAAGGCAUGCAAGGCAGCUACAAAGACCUCUGUAAAAAUACUGAGCUGAAGAAGGCUAUCUUGGAAGACUUGGUCCGUCUGGGCAAGGCCAGUGGCCUCCACUCUUUUGAGCAGGUGAAAAACAUCUACAUCCACAACGAGAUGUUCUCCAUCGCAAAUGGCCUCCUGACUCCAACACUCAAGGCCAAGAGACCCGAGCUGAAAGAGUUCUUCAAGGAGCAGAUCGAAGACCUCUACAGCAGCAUCUCCAUGUGAAGGCCAGCUGACGUUGUUCCCCAACAAGCAUUUUAACACUAAGAUCCUAUUUGUCCAUUGACCUUACCAGUGGAGCAAAGGUGAGAUAUCUUGGCCUUAGAAUGCUUUUGGAAUGUGUGCUGAACCCGACCUGCUGCCUGCAAUCCACCUAUACAGAUUGAAAAAAAAAGCCCUCUCCUCAGCAGCAAAAACUCAUCAGCAAUUUAACUCUGAGAAACCCAUACCUCCUACUUUCCUGUCCUCCCUUUCACUUCUUUCCUCCACUACUUUAGAUUGUGCCCACCAAACACAAUUUAGACCCACCAUCCUACAUCAGAAAGCAAGUGAUGUCUUUCCUUGUACCAUAGCUUGACAAGAUGUGUAACGAUGUAAUAAUCAAGUUGCUGAAAUUUGCAAGAUUUUAAUGGAGGUGAAACCAAACGGACUCGGAUAGAGAUUAAACCAUUCCAACAAGCUGCUGAGAGUGGAGCCAUGGAGCAGGGACAGAUGAAUCGCCCUCGCUCUGCUGCUCACCCAAAGAUACAACCAGGAGUGACAUUGCAUCCAACAAAAACCUCUUUACGAGACGAACAGGGCAACCUCCCUGUCUGUGGGUCAGAAUUUAGUCAUAAGGAAGGGGGAGUAACAUUCUCUACCGCAGCCACUAAACAAAGUAUUGUCCACGCUGCUUCAUCCAGGGAAACUCAAUAUUUACUCAGUCAUAGUCCUCAUCAUUCAUUCUUUCAUUCAUUCAUUCAUUCGUUCCUUCAUUCCUUCCUUCCGCCAUUCAUUCAUUCAGUCAUUCAUCCACCCACCCAUCCAUCUGUACAUGGCUGUGAGUGUCAGUUUAGCCUGCAUGCUCUUUGUUAAUAUAAAGGCCUGGCCCACCAUAAACAUCAUCAAGUUCACAAAAACAACUGUGGACACUACCACUACUUCCUCUUCAUCC
Messenger RNA from Lampris incognitus (smalleye Pacific opah), 3094 nucleotides. RefSeq names its product acyl-CoA synthetase long chain family member 6 (gene acsl6). Lineage: Eukaryota; Metazoa; Chordata; Actinopteri; Lampriformes; Lampridae. Gene Ontology annotation, molecular function: arachidonate-CoA ligase activity. Gene Ontology annotation, biological process: very long-chain fatty acid metabolic process; long-chain fatty-acyl-CoA biosynthetic process; long-chain fatty acid metabolic process. The record is from RefSeq and is a predicted model, not a curated record. The coding region runs from base 61 to 2166 and encodes 701 amino acids. Gene Ontology annotation, cellular component: endoplasmic reticulum; membrane. The transcript has 21 exons.